AUGGGCUGUUUUGGAUAUUUGCUGUUUCUUUGUGGGUUGAGUCGAGCUCUGUCAAGUUACCCAAUCUGGUGGUCCUUGGCCAUCGGUCACCAGUAUUCCUCCCUGGGGACUCAGCCCAUCCUCUGCGGCAGCAUCCCAGGGCUGGUCCCGAAGCAGCUGCGCUUCUGUCGGAACUAUGUGGAGAUCAUGCCCAGCGUGGCGGAAGGGGUCAAGAUCGGGAUCCAGGAGUGCCAGCACCAGUUCCGUGGGAGGAGGUGGAAUUGCACCACCGUCAACGACAGCCUGGCCAUAUUUGGGCCUGUGCUAGAUAAAGCUACCAGGGAGUCGGCCUUCGUCCACGCCAUCGCCUCCGCGGGUGUUGCUUUUGCGGUGACCAGAUCCUGCGCCGAGGGCUCAGCCACCAUCUGCGGCUGCGAUACCCGCCACAAGGGACCCCCCGGGGAAGGCUGGAAAUGGGGAGGCUGCAGUGAAGACGUGGAGUUUGGGACCAUGGUGUCUCGAGAGUUCGCGGACGCCCGGGAGAACAGGCCGGAUGCUCGGUCAGCCAUGAAUAGGCACAACAACGAAGCUGGGAGAACAUCCAUUAUUGAUCACAUGCAUCUGAAGUGCAAAUGUCAUGGUCUGUCAGGCAGCUGUGAGGUGAAGACAUGCUGGUGGUCCCAGCCAGACUUCAGGGUCAUCGGUGACUAUCUCAAGGACAAGUACGACAGUGCUUCUGAAAUGGUGGUGGAGAAGCAUCGGGAGUCCCGUGGCUGGGUCGAGACGCUCAGGCCCAAGUACAACUUCUUCAAGGCCCCAACUGAGAGAGACCUGGUUUACUAUGAGAACUCACCAAACUUUUGUGAGCCGAACCCCGAGACGGGCUCCUUUGGGACCCGCGACCGGAUCUGCAACGUCACCUCCCACGGGAUAGACGGAUGCGACCUUCUGUGCUGCGGCCGCGGGCACAACACAAGGACUGAGAAACGGAAAGAGAAGUGCCACUGUAUCUUCCACUGGUGCUGCUACGUCAGUUGCCAGGAAUGCAUACGAGUCUACGACGUUCACACGUGCAAGUAA
Messenger RNA from Mauremys mutica (yellowpond turtle), 1059 nucleotides. RefSeq names its product Wnt family member 3A (gene WNT3A). NCBI's taxonomy places the organism in Eukaryota, Metazoa, Chordata, Testudines, Geoemydidae. Gene Ontology annotation, biological process: neuron differentiation; cell fate commitment; multicellular organism development. Gene Ontology annotation, cellular component: extracellular region. Gene Ontology annotation, molecular function: frizzled binding; cytokine activity. Bases 1 to 1059 code for a protein of 352 amino acids. The transcript is spliced from 4 exons. The record is from RefSeq and is a predicted model, not a curated record.